UGUUUUUCGAAAUUAAUCUAUUCGAGGGAAGUCCAGACAAUUCAGCAGGAACCUUACCGAUCGACUGAUUUGCCGAGCAGCUUGUCACUCCGAAAAAUCCAACCCAACACUCAACCGCUGGAUUUUGAGAGCAGACGAGUUAGUUGUCAAUCAGGAAUAAUGAAAGGAAUCGACGUUUUUGAACGAGUGAUGAGCCAAUGACCACUCGCAGGCGGCGAGGUGGAUCAGAGUCUGAGGGCAGCGAGCUUCUUGGACCUUCAAGUUCCUCGUGGACUUCUCAAACACACCAUUCAAAUGGACUGCCUCCACUAGAAGCAUACAUUGAUCCUACCAUGGCUUCUAGAGAUCGAACUAAAGAGUUUUUCACCACGGCACACUCCCUGCAGGGCAGAGAGCUGAACCGAAUGACCAAUACUGCGGUGAGGGACCCUAGACGGCAGCAGAACCUUCACAGAUAUGCCGAAUUCAUGAUAAUAGCAAGAAAUAUUGGGAAGAACAUCAGCGGAACUUACGCGAAAUUAGAGAAAUUGACUUUAUUGGCGAAGAAGAAGUCACUGUUUGAUGACAGGCCUGCUGAAAUCCAAGAGCUGACCUACAUCAUCAAAGAAGACUUGAACAGCCUGAACCAACAGAUCGCCAAGCUGCAAGGCGCAGCCAAAAGCCAGCAGGACAACUCGAAUCGCAAGCACCUGAUGAGUCACUCGUCCAGCGUUGUGCUCACUCUUCAGUCCAAAUUGGCAUCCAUGUCAAGCGAGUUUAAAAAUGUGCUUGAAGUCCGCACCGAAAACCUCAAAGCGCAGCGUUCACGGCAAGAGCAGUUUUCACAAGCUGGCGCCCUGGCGUCACUCCCUCCUUCAGCACUAACUGCCGGACCCCGACAAGGAUCAGUGCUCCUGGCCGAGGAGCAGGUAUCCAUUGAAAUGGGCGGCUUAGUGGCCCCUCCGUCGCUCACCAUGCAGGGCCAGCGAAUGCUGAUGCAAGAUGAGUCGAACCAGUACUUGCACAGCAGAGCGGAGACCAUGCAAAACAUCGAGUCCACCAUCGUGGAACUUGGUGGCAUAUUCCAGCAGCUGGCACACAUGGUCAAGGAGCAAGAGGAGAUGGUGGAGCGCAUUGACACAAACAUUCAAGACGUGGAGUUGAACGUGGAAGCCGCGCACAGCGAGAUACUCAAGUAUUUUCAGUCUGUCUCUUCCAAUCGGUGGCUGAUGAUCAAGAUUUUUGCGGUGCUGAUCUUGUUCUUCAUUUUCUUUGUCGUGUUUCUGGCCUAAACAGCAGACGAUUGGAAUUCCUAAAAAUCCCCCUAAUCUAUUGGACUGAUAAAAUUGGAUUUCCCAGUCUGGAUCGCACCUGAUUUUGCGGACAGAGGCUGAUGGAAAAUUAUAUUAAAUUUUAUGCAGUUAGAAUUUUUAGAUAUAUCACCAAUUAUUAUAUAUUAUUAUUAGCAAAAUGUUGAUGCGCGCAAUUUGAGCUUUUAGCCAGCCUCUGUCAUUAGGUCAAAAUUUACCAUUGAUGGCUUUGAUCGCACUGAUAUAAAAUGAAUGGGCCUUUAACCAAUUGAAGUGAAUUUCAAGUUUGGACUCGUGUUGGACUUGUUCUUUUUAGAGGCUGUGUCAACUCAUUUUGUCCCUUACAGUCUCCUUGUCAUUUGUAUCCAAUUAUUGGAAAAAGGGGGAGUGGAUGCAUUUGUUUCAAUUCGAUUGAUCAUAUAAUAAAUUUAUAAGCCAGGUUACUAUAUUUAGA
Messenger RNA from Cloeon dipterum, 1743 nucleotides. It is a transcript of the gene Syx5, whose product is annotated as syntaxin 5. The record is from RefSeq and is a predicted model, not a curated record. Gene Ontology annotation, molecular function: SNAP receptor activity; SNARE binding. Lineage: Eukaryota; Metazoa; Arthropoda; Insecta; Ephemeroptera; Baetidae. Gene Ontology annotation, biological process: vesicle fusion; endoplasmic reticulum to Golgi vesicle-mediated transport; intracellular protein transport. Gene Ontology annotation, cellular component: SNARE complex; endomembrane system; Golgi membrane. Bases 198 to 1271 code for a protein of 357 amino acids. The transcript has 6 exons.